Molecule: messenger RNA, 2310 nt
Organism: Paracoccidioides lutzii Pb01
Exons: 4
Coding region: 1-2310 (769 amino acids)
Biological process (GO): chloride transmembrane transport
Cellular component (GO): cortical endoplasmic reticulum
Molecular function (GO): chloride channel activity
Source: RefSeq, a predicted model, not a curated record
AUGGGAGAUGACGCUGCUCGCAGAAAUGCUUUAACGGAGAAUUUCGACGUGGACUAUGUAGUUCUCUUCCGCUUUGCCAACGUUGACAAAAAUGACGCUAUACAGCAAUUCAAGAAGCUCAUCUCGGCUUUAUCUGACGUCGGACUGCAGACUGAGGUACGUCCAGGAAAGGACUCCAGCCUUCUAAUCUUUGUGAAGGCCAAGGAAAAGUUCAUUGGUAAAGCUAUCUACCGUUCCAGGGUGAAAGACUGGCUGCAUGGUAUACGCAAUGCUCGGCCUGACCCCGAUGCAAAGGGUUCAUGUGUUCCGGAGACAGACGCAGAACGUCUUCUCAUGGUCUACAAUAUGAUCACCCUGCCCUCCAGCGAAGGUGGCGCAGGAAUCACGCCUAAGCAUGGCGAGUGGGAUCAUGUAGAUUCAAUCUUCCCUUUGCACGACAAACUCCUCAACAAGACGUGGUUAAAGUCCUGGAGCAGCAAGACCUUCCUCACCGUCGAUGACCUUGAUCAGAUUCGGAAUCAUCACGGAGAAAAAAUUGGCUUCUACUUUGCCUUUUUACAGUCAUAUUUUUCUUUCCUCAUCUUUCCUGCUGCUUUUGGAUUCGCUUGCUGGGUCCUCUUGGGCCAUUUUCCCAUCACCUAUGCUACAGUGAACUGCCUUUCAUGCGUUGUGUUUACUGAGCUAUGGAAGCGGCAGGAAGGGGAUCUCCGUAUUCGCUGGCAGGUCAAGAAUGUUUCUGAAAUCCGCACCAAGAGGAGGGAGUUUAAGUAUCUGUCUAAACGCAUUGAUCCUGUGACUGGCGAAGAAGUGCUGUUUUUCCCUAAAACAACACGGAUAGGGAGACAACUUCUUCAAAUCCCGUUUGCCAUCGUUGCGAUCCUUGCAUUGGGAACGCUAAUAGCAACCUGUUUCGCCAUUGAGAUUUUUAUUUCUGAAGUAUAUGCCGGGCCAUUUAAGUCAUACCUAGUGUUCGUUCCCACAAUCUUGCUCUCGCUAUUCGUUCCUACAAUCUCGACCCUCUUAACAAAGGUGGCCACGCGUCUUACCGACUACGAAAACUACGAGACCCAAGACGGCUACGACAUGGCCCUGACGCAUAAAAUCUUCGUCCUUAACUUCAUCACAUCAUACCUCCCAGUCUUGCUUACAGCCUUCGUCUACGUCCCAUUCGGGAAAGUAAUAGUACCGUACCUGGAUAUCUUCCAUAAAACCGUCCCAUUCGCAUCGUCGUCAUCGUCAUCAUCAUCAGCGGACAAGAACCCGGCCCAAAAUGCCGUAGUAUCCUUCCAGAUCAACCCAUCCCGCCUCCGCAAGCAGGUCAUCUACUUCACCGUCACCGCCCAAGUCGUCAACCAGGGCCUAGAAGUCGUCUUACCCUACAUCAAGCGCAAUCUCUUCCGCAAAUACCAAGAAUACACCGAGGAAAAGGCCGAAAAGAGCGGCUCAUCCACACCCAAAGCAGCCUCCGCCAGCAGCAGUACCGCUGCAGCCAUCCUGGAAGCCGCACCGGGCGAAGCCAAAUUCCUCGCCCGCGUCCGCUCCGAGGCCCAGCUAAGCGACUACGACGUCUCCGCCGACUACCGUGAGAUGGUCGUGCAGUUCGGCUACCUCUCUCUCGUCUCCGUCGUCUGGCCUCUCGUCCCGGUUUCAUUCCUGAUAAACAACUGGGUCGAGCUGCGAUCGGACUUCGUGAAGAUGUGCGUCGAGUGCCGGCGGCCCGUACCCCAUCGCACAGACACUAUUGGGUCCUGGGUGUCCUCGCUGGAGUUCCUGGCGUGGCUGGGCAGCAUUACGAAUGCGGCGUUGGUGUAUCUGUUCUCGAAUGACGGGGUGGGACCCGACGGGAGUCCGAGUCUGAUUAAGGGGUGGGUGCUGCUGCUUGUCAUCUUCUUCUCUGAGCAUUUGUAUUUGCUUGUGAGGAUGGGGGUGCAGGUUGUUAUUUCCAAGAUUGAGACGCCGGCGACGAGGCAGGAGAAGGUGCAGCGUUUUUUGGUCAGGAAGCAGUAUUUUGAUGCGGUUGUGGCGGGGGAGGCGCAGGAUGCUGCUACGGCUACGGCUGAGGCUGAGAAACAACAUCGCCACUCGCAAGAUGCCACCACCCGUGGGGAUGAGGAGGGCCUGGCCCAUGUUAGUACGAAGAUCACGCGUGGGUCAUUGGAGGAGGAUGCGCGCAGGUUCAGCCAGCAUGAUUCGUCGCCGUCGGAUUUGUUUUGGGGCAGGCAGCGGGGGUGGCGGGAGUCGAGCAUUGUUGGGGAAGGAAUUAUUGACGCGGAGCUGAGCCUGAAGGCGGCGGAGAAAAAGGGGCAGUAG